CAUUAUUGUGCUCUGUGUGUGUGUCAUGGAGGGGGUGACUUUCUGGUCCCUUCAACUGUUUGUACAGUUUUGUUUGGAAUAAUGAUAGCGAUCAGAAAUCAGAAGUUUUUUUUGGCAAACUUUAACCCCAAAAUUGAUCAUUCAUUGUGCGUGUUUGUAAAGUCGAGAGUUCAGUCGUCCUGAGCUGUGUUCCUCUGCAAGGGAUAACUCUUACAAAUAUACAGGGAAUCUCGGGUCAGAAUGGGCUUUGCGGAUCUUUUGGAUGAAGUCGGCGGGUUUGGACGCUUUCAGAUGAUUCACGUCACUCUGCUCUCCAUCCCAGGUCUUCUAAUGGCUAGCCAGAAUUUACUGAAUAACUUCACUGCUGGCGUGCCGGAGCAUCAUUGUCGCAUACCCAAUGUAACGACUGCAAUGAAUGACAGCACAACAACCCUCCUGCGUGCAUUUAUCCCGCUGGAUUCCUCCUUAACGCUGUCCAAAUGCUCCCGGUACAAAGAUACUCAGUGGCAUUUAAUCACAGACAAACUGAGUCAUGGAAAUGCGACGGAACUGCAAACAGAGGGUUGUGCCGAUGGCUGGACAUACGACAAGUCUGAAUUCAUCUCAUCUAUUGUGUCAGAAGUUUGGCCGAAAGGCCUUGUUGAUUUGGUCAUAUUUCCAGCUCGCACUCUUGGGCUCAUUCACAGCUCUCGCUCCGUCUUAUGUGGUCUACUGCAUCUUCAGAUUCCUGACAGGAAUGUCAGUUUCUGGAGUCAUUCUCAAUGCUGUCUCCCUCAAGGUGGAGUGGAUUCCCACUAAGACUCGGACUCUGGUGGGCACCUUAUCAUCUUUCUUCUUCACAUUCGGUCAGAUGGUUCUAGCUGGAGUGGCAUACAGUCUAAGGGACUGGCGCAAAAUACAAAUGGCCGUCUGCCUUCCGUUUUUCAUCUUCUUCAUGUACAGCUGGUGGUUCUCUGAAUCGGCCCGCUGGCUGGUGUUGAAUGGUCGAUCUGAAGAGGCGCUGAAGCUUCUCCACCGCGUAGCUAAAAUUAACGGCAAGCCUGAGAUGACAGAGAAGAUCACUUUAGAGGAGCUGGAGUCCCACAUGCAGAAAGAGGUUCAGUCCAGUAAGAGCAUAUACACUGUGUUUGACCUCCUGAGAACACCAACCAUGAGGAAGAUCUCCAUGUGCCUUAUGGUCGUCUGGUUUUCAACUAGCUUUGCAUAUUACGGUCUGGCUAUGGACCUGCAGAAGUUCGGGGUGAACAUCUAUCUGAUGCAGGUGAUCUUCGGGGCGGUGGAUUUUCCUGCUAAACUCGUGGCUCUUCUGAUGCUGAGCUUUCUGGGCCGACGCUUGACUCAAGGCGCAUGUCUCCUGGUGUCAGCAUCUAUAAUAUUUGCUAACAUCUUUGUCCCUGAAGAUAUGCAGGUCACAAGGACAGCACUGGCCGUUCUUGGAAAGGGAUUCACAUCCGCCUCCUUCACCUGUGUCUACUUGUUUACUGGAGAGCUUUACCCUACUGUCAUCAGGCAGACUGGUAUGGGCUUUGUCUCUACCAUGUCCAGAAUAGGAUCCAUGGCUGCACCUGCUGUUCUGAUCUUGGACGAUAUCCUGCCAGCUCUGCCUAGCAUAGUAUACGGAGGAUCAGCUGUCAUCGCUGGUUUAAUAGCAUUUUUGCUCCCUGAAACGCUCAACAUCCCCCUGCCCGACACCAUUGAUGACGUGGAGGAGAAAUGGGAAAAGAAAAACAACACUGCUGAGGAUCUGGCCUUACAGGACGUCAAACAGGUUGGAGGAGCACAUGAGGAGAACAACUCUACUCCAGCUGCUGAAGCAAAUCCAGUUCUCCUCAACUCAUAGUUAUUAUAUCAAACAGAGCUACAACACUGGACCAUGCCUUUUGUUUUUAAUUCCCAAAGCAAUUACUAAUCUGGUAAAUGCAUUAUGUUGUACAAUGCAUAAUGCACUGCACAUAUCAUCCAUGCAAUUUAUUUCAUAAGUUAUAUAAGGAUGAUCUUAAAUUUAGCUUAUUUUUAUUAUGCUGAAAAAUCCCGGUGAAUGGACCUUGAGUUAAGUGCAUGAUUGCAGAAAUCGGUCUUGUUAAGAUUUAACAUGCAUUCAGGUAAGACGUCUUUUAAAAGGUUAUUAUCAUACACUGUAAUGAAGCUUAUGCAAUCACUUAAUGUGAAACACUAGUAACACUUUUGUUUAGGUACCAAAUCUAAACCCAACUAUUACACCACCCCUAUUUACAAGAUGAGAAAUAAGUCUCUGAUGUCUCUAGAGUGUGUAUGUGAAGUUUAAGCUCAGAAUAGCAAGCAAAUAAUGUUUUAUUACUCUGUGAAAUUGCCCCUGGUAGGCUUUGAUCCUAACUAUGGCGUUUUGGUGACUGUCGCUUUAAAUUCAAAUGAGAUUGUGCUGUGUUCAGACGAGGGCGGAGCUACAAAUGCCUGUGAGUCAACAUAGUGGCAGAUUCAAAACUCUAAUGGACAGUUGGCUGCUUCUCACUCAGGGCUGUCUAUGCUAAUGAGAGAGAUGGUCACUAGUAGUGGGCGGGGCUUUCCCCCUCUGAUGCCACAUACAAAGGGAGAAUGUCAAUCAAAGUGUUUUUAUCAAGUGUGGUUAUAAACAACUCAAUUAAUACAUAUGUACAAUAAGAAGCUGCUUAUUUUCACACACUGUAGCCACACAACUGUCUUAAAAUCGAUUUUUGCAUAAUAGGUGCCCUUUAAAAUAAAGCAGAAUCACAACAUUAAUCAGUAUGACAUUUAAAAUUUAAAUAGAUUUCGGUUUACAAGUUUAAGUUCAUUAACAUUAGUUAGGUAUCAUCAACAUUUUAUAAAGUGUAUAUUGUAAGUUGGUGUUAAUUUAAACCAUUGUUCAUUAUUAAUUCAUGCUUAUUGAUAACGAAUUAGAGUCUUCAUAAACGAAUAUGCAUUUGUUAGCUAUGCAUGUCUAUUAUAAUGUUUUAUAAUCAUUGUUCAUUUUGGUGUGUGAUAUAACAACGCAAUCUCACGGCAAUUCGUAACCUUUUGAUUUAGUGGCUAAUUCGUAUGAAUUCGUACAAUCUAAUUCGUACAAUUUAGUACGAUUUGCUCAUCACCCAGUGACGGUUGGGGUUAGGAGUGGGGUUGGGUGCCACGCCUCCUUUCUUAAAGUCGUACAUUUUCAUGCAACUGAACUCGUACGAACUAGACACUAAACUGACAAAACGUAAAAUACUUACGUUUCCUCGUAGUAUCAGGCUGGAUAUAACGCCAAUGUGUUAGAUAAUGCUAAUAUAUGAAACUGAUUAAAUAUAAGUGUAGGUCAACGUUCCGAUCCCCUUUUUUACCUUCCCAAUAGUGAUUACGAUUACUAAACCAAUACCUGAGUGUGUAUCUGUAGAAACAGUUGUGUUAGUACUACUAGCCCUGUAUAAAUUGACCGAAUUAAAUUAUGGUGUGCUUCAGGCUUAUCCAUUAAUAAAACAUGAACAAAUACAUA
Molecule: messenger RNA, 3466 nt
Organism: Danio rerio (zebrafish)
Lineage: Eukaryota; Metazoa; Chordata; Actinopteri; Cypriniformes; Danionidae
Source: RefSeq, a predicted model, not a curated record